GAGAGUCAGCUCGCCCAGCAUGGCCGGAAGAAAUAUCCACGUAACCUGAGACCCCUUCCUUCUCCACUGAAUCCUUAUGGCAGACUCAGGAGGUAGAAUCCCAAAGCUGCCUCACUCUCUCUUUCGGAACCUGAUAAGUCUACUUCUAUGGAUUGCCUAAAGCCCUUCAGACAUCUAAAGUCUCUGCAGAGGAAAAUAUUGCACUACACACACACACACAAACACACACACUCGGGACCUCCAAGGGAGCCCUUAGUCUACCAUCUGCAGCCAGAGCUUUGAAGCUAGAGAUCAUAAUGCCUGUUCCCUGAUGUAAUAGUCAACUGCAAUCUCGACUUGCAGCCAUUGCCUGCAUUUCUAACCUUUUACCAGCUUCCUUCCAUGCCGAGGAGAAACUAGGACCAAGAACACAGUAAUAUGAUCCCCAAUUAGCAUAAAAUAUAAACAACCUAGUCAUGUUUUCCAUGGGCUUUUCCAACCUCAAACUAAAAGCACAAAGCAGGGAGAAAGAUAUAAGAAUAUACACAUGGAACUAUAAAUACAUAUAUACUGUCUGUGUCGGCACAGCCAAGCACCCUGACCCAAAUGAGUAUCUGUCUCUAAGAAAAGCAUGUAGCCUGAUGCAGAAAUCGGAGAAUUUUCUCCUUCCAAAGUACAGUGUAAGAACAGACUGGAAGAGAAGUUACCCCGAUUACUUGGUUUGGAAGGGGUUAAGGCACCAGUCAUCCUCUUCUAAAGUGAUUUAUGAUGAUGUGUGGAGUUUAAAAACUUUCCCCCACCCCAAAGAACAGCCCUCUCACUCCUCACUGAGUCCACUCUGAACGUGCUAAAAUGGGAAGGAGGCGGUGUUCUGCUGAUCUGUUAAAUUCUUAGUGAAGUGUCCUUGAUUUCCAGUGGCUGCUGUUGUUUGAGUUUGGUUUGGAGCAAAACUGAGGUAGUCCUAACAUUUCUGGGACUGAAUCCAGGCAAGAGAAAGAAGAAAAAGAAGAAGAAAAAGAGGAGGAAAAAGGUAGGGAGAAAUAAAGGGAGGAGAGAAGCAUAGUGAAAGAAAAAAAAAGUCCCUUUUCGACAUCACAUUCCUGUGUUUUCCCUCAGCCUGGAAAACAUAUUAAUCCCAGUGCUUUUACGCCCGGAAACAAAGAGACUAAGCCAGACUGUGGGGGAAAGGGAGAUAAGAAGGAUCCUGGAACUUUAAAGAGGGAAAGAGUGAGAUUCAGAAAUCGCCAGGACUGGACUUUAAGGGACGUCCUGUGUCAGCACAAGGGACUGGCACACACAGACACACGAGACCGAGGAGAAACUGCAGACAAAUGGAGAUACAAAGACUUAGAAGGACAGCUCCUUUCACCUCAUCCUACUUGUCCAGAAGGUAAAAAGACACGUCCAGAAGGUAAAAAGACACAGCCAGAAAGAAAAGGCAUCGGCUCAGCUCUCAGAUCAGGACAGGCUGUGGAUCUGUGGCGGUACUCUGAAAGCUGGAGCUGCAGCACACCCCUUUUGUAUUGCUCACCCUCGGUAAAGAGAGAGAGGGCUGGGAGGAAAAGUAGUUCAUCUAGGAAACUGUCCUGGAAACCAAACUUCUGAUUUCUUUUGCAACCCUCUGCAUUCCAUCUCUAUGAGCCACCAUUGGAUUACACAAUGACAUGGAGAAUGGGACCCCGUUUCACUAUGCUGUUGGCCAUGUGGCUAGUGUGUGGAUCAGAACCCCACCCCCAUGCCACUAUUAGAGGCAGCCAUGGAGGGCGGAAAGUGCCUUUGGUUUCUCCGGACAGCAGUAGGCCAGCUCGGUUUCUGAGGCACACUGGGAGGUCUCGCGGAAUUGAGAGAUCCACUCUGGAGGAACCAAACCUUCAGCCUCUCCAGAGAAGGAGGAGUGUGCCCGUGUUGAGACUAGCUCGCCCAACAGAGCCGCCAGCCCGCUCGGACAUCAAUGGGGCCGCCGUGAGACCUGAGCAAAGACCAGCAGGCAGGGGUUCUCCGCGUGAGAUGAUCAGAGAUGAGGGGUCCUCAGCUCGGUCAAGAAUGUUGCGUUUCCCUUCGGGGUCCAGCUCUCCCAACAUCCUUGCCAGCUUUGCAGGGAAGAACAGAGUAUGGGUCAUCUCAGCCCCUCAUGCCUCGGAAGGCUACUACCGCCUCAUGAUGAGCCUGCUGAAGGACGAUGUGUACUGUGAGCUGGCGGAGAGGCACAUCCAACAGAUUGUGCUCUUCCACCAGGCAGGUGAGGAAGGAGGCAAGGUGAGAAGGAUCACCAGCGAGGGCCAGAUCCUGGAGCAGCCCCUGGACCCUAGCCUCAUCCCUAAGCUGAUGAGCUUCCUGAAGCUGGAGAAGGGCAAGUUUGGCAUGGUGCUGCUGAAGAAGACGCUGCAGGUGGAGGAGCGCUAUCCAUAUCCCGUUAGGCUGGAAGCCAUGUACGAGGUCAUCGACCAAGGCCCCAUCCGUAGGAUCGAGAAGAUCAGGCAGAAGGGCUUUGUCCAGAAAUGUAAGGCCUCUGGUGUAGAGGGCCAGGUGGUGGCGGAGGGGAAUGACGGUGGAGGGGGAGCAGGAAGGCCAAGCCUGGGCAGCGAGAAGAAGAAAGAGGACCCAAGGAGAGCACAAGUCCCACCAACCAGAGAGAGUCGGGUGAAGGUCCUGAGAAAACUGGCCACCACUGCACCAGCUUUGCCCCAACCUCCCUCAACCCCCAGAGCCACCACCCUUCCUCCUGCCCCAGCCACAACAGUGACUCGGUCCACGUCCCGGGCGGUAACAGUUGCUGCAAGACCUAUGACCACCACUGCCUUUCCCACCACGCAGAGGCCCUGGACCCCCUCACCCUCCCACAGGCCCCCUACAACCACUGAGGUGAUCACUGCCAGGAGACCCUCAGUUUCAGAGAAUCUUUACCCUCCAUCCCGGAAGGAUCAGCACAGGGAGAGGCCACAGACAACCAGGAAGCCCAGCAAGGCCACCAGCUUGGAGAGCUUCACAAAUGCCCCUCCCACCACCAUCUCAGAACCCAGCACAAGGGCUGCUGGCCCAGGCCGUUUCCGGGACAACCGCAUGGACAGGCGGGAACAUGGCCACCGAGACCCAAAUGUGGUGCCAGGUCCUCCCAAGCCAGCAAAGGAGAAACCUCCCAAAAAGAAGGCCCAGGACAAAAUUCUUAGUAAUGAGUAUGAGGAGAAGUAUGACCUCAGCCGGCCUACUGCCUCUCAGCUGGAGGACGAGCUGCAGGUGGGGAAUGUUCCCCUUAAAAAAGCAAAGGAGUCUAAAAAGCAUGAAAAGCUUGAGAAACCCGAGAAAGAGAAGAAAAAAAAGAUGAAGAAUGAGAACGCAGACAAGUUACUUAAGAGUGAAAAGCAAAUGAAGAAGUCUGAGAAAAAGAGCAAGCAAGAGAAAGAGAAGAGCAAGAAGAAAAAAGGAGGUAAAACAGAACAGGAUGGCUAUCAGAAACCCACCAACAAACACUUCACGCAGAGUCCCAAGAAGUCAGUGGCCGACCUGCUGGGGUCCUUUGAAGGCAAACGAAGACUCCUUCUGAUCACCACUCCCAAGGCUGAGAACAAUAUGUAUGUGCAACAACGUGAUGAAUAUCUGGAAAGUUUCUGCAAGAUGGCCACCAGGAAAAUCUCUGUGAUCACCAUCUUCGGCCCUGUCAACAACAGCACCAUGAAAAUCGACCACUUUCAGCUAGAUAAUGAGAAGCCCAUGCGAGUGGUGGAUGAUGAAGACUUGGUAGACCAGCGUCUCAUCAGCGAGCUGAGGAAAGAGUACGGAAUGACCUACAAUGACUUCUUCAUGGUGCUAACAGACGUGGAUCUGAGAGUCAAGCAAUACUAUGAGGUACCAAUAACAAUGAAGUCUGUGUUUGAUCUGAUCGAUACUUUCCAGUCCCGAAUCAAAGAUAUGGAGAAGCAGAAGAAGGAGGGCAUUGUUUGCAAAGAGGACAAAAAGCAGUCCCUGGAGAACUUCCUAUCCAGGUUCCGGUGGAGGAGGAGGUUGCUGGUGAUCUCUGCUCCUAACGAUGAAGACUGGGCCUAUUCACAGCAGCUCUCUGCCCUCAGUGGUCAGGCAUGCAAUUUUGGUCUGCGCCACAUAACCAUUCUGAAGCUUUUAGGCGUUGGAGAGGAAGUUGGGGGAGUGUUAGAACUGUUCCCAAUUAAUGGGAGCUCUGUUGUUGAGCGAGAAGACGUACCAGCCCAUUUGGUGAAAGACAUUCGUAACUAUUUUCAAGUGAGCCCGGAGUACUUCUCCAUGCUUCUAGUUGGAAAAGACGGAAAUGUCAAAUCCUGGUAUCCUUCCCCAAUGUGGUCCAUGGUGAUUGUGUAUGAUUUAAUUGAUUCGAUGCAACUUCGGAGACAGGAAAUGGCGAUUCAGCAGUCACUGGGGAUGCGCUGCCCAGAAGAUGAGUAUGCAGGCUAUGGUUACCAUAGUUACCACCAAGGAUACCAGGAUGGUUACCAGGAUGACUACCGUCAUCAUGAGAGUUAUCACCAUGGAUACCCUUACUGAACAGAAAUAUGUAACCUUAGACUCAGCCAGUUUCCUCUGCAGCUGCUAAAACUACAUGUGGCCAGCUCCAUUCUUCCACACUGCGUACUACAUUUCCUGCCUUUUUCUUUCAGUGUUUUUCUAAGAUUAAAUAAAUAGUAAACUUUCACCUA
Molecule: messenger RNA, 4643 nt
Organism: Pan troglodytes (chimpanzee)
Lineage: Eukaryota; Metazoa; Chordata; Mammalia; Primates; Hominidae
Gene: CCDC80
Product: coiled-coil domain containing 80
Exons: 8
Coding region: 1639-4491 (950 amino acids)
Biological process (GO): positive regulation of cell-substrate adhesion; extracellular matrix organization
Cellular component (GO): basement membrane
Source: RefSeq, a predicted model, not a curated record